Molecule: messenger RNA, 3256 nt
Organism: Myxocyprinus asiaticus (Chinese sucker)
Lineage: Eukaryota; Metazoa; Chordata; Actinopteri; Cypriniformes; Catostomidae
Product: myotubularin-related protein 8
Exons: 14
Coding region: 123-2021 (632 amino acids)
Biological process (GO): dephosphorylation; negative regulation of autophagy
Cellular component (GO): nuclear envelope
Molecular function (GO): phosphatidylinositol-3,5-bisphosphate phosphatase activity
Source: RefSeq, a predicted model, not a curated record
UAGUCCUUGUGUCAGGGAGGAACGCAACAACACAGAACGAUUUCCUGUAAAACAUGAAUACUGCUAAACACAUAUGCAACGAAAGUUUAACUUGGACAGUUGGAUGAUAACCGACCGAGAAGAUGGAGCACAUAAUAACGCCAAAGGUGGAGUAUGUGAAACUACUGAACAGGUACACAGAAAAGAAGUCUACACUGGGCACUCUAUACCUGACCGCUACUCACCUUAUCUAUGUGGAACAAACCGACAACAUCCGCAAAGAAACAUGGGUACUACAUCAUCACAUUGCGUCUGUAGAGAAGCUUUCACUAACCACAUCUGGCUGUCCACUACUGAUUCACUGCAAAAACUUUCAGCAGCUUCAUCUGAUGUUCCAAAGAGAGAGAGAGUGUCAGGAUGUCUACCAGUCACUGUUGCGCCUCUCUCAACCAGUCAAAGAGGAGUUGUAUGCUUUCCUCUAUAAUCCGCACCAAAGUGAGGAGGACAGGCGGCAGGGUUGGGAUCUCAUCAAUGUGGCGAAUGAUUUUAGCAGGAUGGGCCUCUCCAAUGAAUACUGGGAGAUCAGUCAACUCAACAGGAACUAUGAGAUCUGCAGCACUUAUCCAUCUGUCCUUGGACUCCCCAAAAGUGCCAACCUGGCUACGGUAACAGGCAGUGCCAAGUUUAGGAGCCGGGGCAGACUGCCUGCUCUGUCUUACUAUCACAAAGAUACAAAGGCUGCGAUCUGUCGCUGCAGUCAGCCGUUGUCUGGUCUGAACUCACGCUGCGUGGAAGACGAGCAGAUGCUUCAGGCCAUCAGCCAAGCGAACCCCAACUGUCCUUUUAUAUAUGUAGUGGACACACGGCCUAAGUUGAACGCAAUGGCUAACCGUGCAGCUGGUAAAGGCUAUGAGAAUGAGGACAACUACUCCAAUAUCAGAUUCCACUUCCAAGGGAUUGAAAACAUCCACGUCAUGAGAAGCAGCCUUCAGAAACUACUGGAGGUGUGUUCAUUGAAGUCCCCAUCUAUGAGUGACUAUCUAAUAGGGCUUGAAAACUCAGGCUGGCUAAGGCACAUCAAAUCUGUAAUGGAUGCAGGCUUGUUCCUUGCCAAGGCCGUUUCUGAGGAGAGGGCGAGUGUGCUAGUGCAUUGUUCGGACGGUUGGGACAGAACCGCACAGGUGUGCUCUCUGGCUUGCAUACUGCUGGACCCAUACUACAGAACCCUCAAAGGACUCCUGGUUUUGAUAGAAAAGGAGUGGAUCUCUUUUGGUCAUAAAUUUAGUCACAGGUGUGGCCAUCUGGACACUGACCCAAAGGAAGUGUCUCCUGUGUUUACCCAGUUCCUGGAGAGCGUGUGGCAGCUAUCAGAACAGUUCCCCUGCGCGUUUGAGUUCAAUGAACGUUACCUCAUAGAAAUCCAUGACCAGGUGUAUGCCUGCCAGUAUGGAAACUUUAUCGGCAACUGUCAGAAAGAGAGGCUGGAAAUGAAGCUGCGUGAAAAGACGUUUUCCUUGUGGCCGCAUCUUCUGGAGAACCAGCAACAGUAUCGAAACCCCUUGUACCGGCGUUCAUUAAAGAGCACAGUACUCAGACCCAGCACUUUACCACUACACUUUAAGUUCUGGUGUGGGAUGUAUAACCACUAUGACAAGGGCAUGCACCCAAGACAGUCUGUUCUAGACCGGCUACUGUCCCUCACGCAGAGGCAGGUAGAAGGAGAGAGGACCAUGACUGAUCUCCAGAGACAGCUGGCUGUUGCCGAUGGGGUUCUCCCUGAUCCAUCUGGACCAAUAAACACACCUGCAGAAAAGGACAUUCAAAGUGAGAAGACCCCCACCACUUCUGUUAUCCAAUCAAACGUAAGCUGCACUCCUUUGACUAAUGGUGCUGUGGAGAAGGUGGGGCCAGAUUCAGAACACUGCAAAGAGACAGAAGGGGCGGAGCCAGCAGCCACAAAACAUGAUCUGACCUCCUCUAAGGACAAACCUGUUUCUGUGGAAACAGAACAUUUCAAAGAGGAGGUGCAAGAAUCUUCUUGAGUCACCAUAGAAACAAAACGGACAUUUUGACUGAAACCCCAAAGAACAAAUGUCCAGAGUAUUCUUAUAUAGCACUGUUACCAAAGCUGAGGCCUCUACACAGGGCCCUAAUACAAAAAACAAAAUGGCUAUGUAAACAGCUGCUGCUCUCCACACACCAGUUGUGAUUGGGUCAAAGCCAUAUGCUUUGAUUACACACCUAUGUGAUUAGAAAUCACCUUAUUAGUGGACUCUUGUUUUUGCCAUUCUGAUCAAAAUUGACCUUCUCCCUAUAAAGGUGUUGUGUGCUAUAGACUGCCUGUUUCAAUUGGAUGUUUUUUUUAAUGUCUUUGUUUUAAUUUCAUUUUUCAGAUAAAAAUGUUUAUGUAAAGCACAGCACUAAUAUAUAUAUAUAUAUAUAUAUAUUUUUUUUUUUUUUUAAUUUUUUUUUUACCUGUGCAUAGAAAGAGUUGGAACCCUGAUGCUGAUAGAUUCAGACACAUGAGCAGUUGAUGUGAGAUUUAUGUAGAACACACUCUUAAGAGAAAUGGAUCAAAUUGACUCACUGUAUGCACCAAAGACUUUUUGUAUUUCUUUUCUGUGGUGCCCAGCACUGCAAGCAUUGCUUAUUUUGUGUAAAAGGGAACAAAGCUGCAGUCUUACCAGUACUGAGAAAAGGGAAACUGCAUGUUUAUCGAUUGCUGCAAAUUGAAUGCACUUCCUAGACUAGAUAUUAUAUUUGACCAAGCCUUUUGAUUACAUUGCCUAUAUAUUUUUGCAGAAUAAGAAUUUUUAAAGGUGUUUUUUAAUAAUGUACUGGGUGUAUAAUAGAAAUGUAGUAUUGAUAUAUACAGUCCCAGCUGCUAUGAAUCUCAGGAGUGCUCUAACAAUAUUUUUUGUGAACUGCAAGAUUACAAAUUUAAUAUGCUUCCUUUAUUGAGAAGCCAUAUGGUGAUUUGUUUACAUUGCUUUUAUCCAAUGGAAAAAAAAUAAACCAAUAGUUCAAAGGGAAUUUUAAAUUGAGCCAAUGGCGAUAUGUUACCACUGAAAAGUUACUACAUUUAUUACAGUCUGUGGUUACAUUACAUCAAUUGUUUAAAAAAGAAAAAAAAAAAAUAGACUUUUUUAGUGUGAAUAAUCGUUUGUGCUGAAUAAUUUUAUACACACUUGUUUUGAUUGUGCACUGUUUUGUAAUGCUUUUCUGCUGUACAGCAUUUUAAUGGAUGUUUUCAUUAAAGAAAUAUAGUAGAUUUUAA